CAUUCUGUCAAAACCCUCAAAACCCAAACCAAACUACACUAUACCCACAGCAGCGCCUGCAUAGGUUGAAAAUUCAGUUUAUAAUCAUUGAUUAGAUGCCUGGAUAAUUGGCAAGGUGGUGUUCUUAAUUGCAAAAGCAUAUUUCGUUUGAUCGAUAUGCAAAAGUGCAGUUGUGCUGUAUAGCAGCUCACAUCCAUGGUCACUUUCAAUCUCGUUCGGUGUUCAGUUCACAUAUAAGCACCAAUUGGGCAAUCCAAAUUAAUUUCAAUAUGCAAUUUGCAAUUGAAAGUUAAACAACACAUUUUUAGUUUUGCGUCUUUGAAAGUGAAAAGUUUAAAAAAUAAAAAAAAAAAAUUUUAAAUGACUGACGAAGAACAAUUGAGUUUAGACGAAAUUACAACUUCGGAAACUGUGAUUGAGGAUGCUCGGUUGGAUAAAAUUAGUUCGUAUACGAUAAUGACUUUGGGAUUGAACCUUGAAAAGUGGCAAACAAUGAUAGGAAACGGAAAUUAUAAGCUCAUUGUCUUAGACUGGCUUAAUAAUGCAAACAGAAGAGUUCUGCUCUUUACCCUCAACCCAGCAGGAUUUUUGGUUCCGAUAAAUUCGCUUAGCGAUAUCAGAAGGACGAGUUUUUCACAAAACUCCAGCUCCACUGCAAUGUUCAGCAGAGAAACUGCUACCAGCAUUGCCGUUGCUGCAACUUCAGUAACAAUUGCCCCCACCAUCAAUGCAAUUAGUAACAUAACUCUCCCCCUGCCUGGAAGCAGUUUCUCGACUCUCGAUGGUGUACCACGUGGCAAGGCAGCGUUCUUUUUAAAAAGGACAUCUCUGGUUGUAACUUUGCACAAUUUCCAUAAUGAGAUUUUAUUUGGUGACUUGCCCAUGCAUAGUAAGGUGGAAACUUUGGCUAUAUUGCUGGAACAAAUUUACAUUCCAUUGCUUAGCAAUCCGCUCAAUAACAAAUUGUGGCCGGAGACAGUAUCGCAGGAUCUCAAUGCUCAAACGAAGGACAUCCGGAACAAAGUGCAAGAGAUCAAGGGGAAGACGAAUAAUAAAACCAUUCUAUCGUUAUUGGUUUCAUCAUCUUUAAUCUUAGAUAUGAGGGACAAAGUUGAAAAGGGUGAAACAUCUGUAUUCCAAGACCAAUUUCUUAAUACAUUCGAAGAAAUGAUUAUAAAUUGGACAACACAAAUUCAUGAAAUCUUGAGUGUUAAAUCCGAAAGCAUUAAUAAUUAUAACGAUAAUUUACUUCCUGCUAACGAGGUAUCCUUUUGGAAUAACAGAAAAUUUCAUUUACAAGAUGUUUAUGAGCAAAUGAAGUCUCCUGCCAUCGUUGCUGUUGCCCAAACCCUCGAGUCUUUCGGGUCAAUAGUUUAUUCAGAAUCCUUUCAUAAAAUAUUCAAGGAUCUAAUAAUGGCACUCCACGAAGCCCAAGACAUAACUUUAUGGCUCAGUCCGAUUAUACGACACACCACAGCCUUUAGUGCGGUCAAUUUUAUUAAUUCUAUGGAUCUGGUAGAGCCCUUGGUCCACAUAAUUCAUUUAAUUUGGACAAACUCUCGUUACUAUUGUACAUUAAAAAGGAUGACAGUCCUGCUGAAAUCAAUAUGUAAUUUGUUGGUCUACAGAGCAAGUGAGGAUUUGGAGUUUGCCAUUUUAUUCCAAGGCGAAGCUGAAGCCGAUGAGGGGCUUGCAAAAAUAACCUCAACAGUGAACAUACUGGAGUAUUUUAAGACGAAAAUGUGCGAAUAUAAAAACCAGUAUGCAACCAGACAUUCGGAAAACUCCCAUAACUCUUCAGAGCUGUGGAAGUUUUCUGCCGAUGAAGUUUUCGCUCGACUGGAUGGAUUUCUCAAUCAGCUUUCUGGGUUGAAAAACAUAUUUCAGUUGGCAGCGUCCUUCCAAUGUUUGGAAAAACUUGAAAUUGGUGGAAUUCGUGGCAAAUACUUUAAAGACCUUCUCUUGAGGGUUAAUGAAGACUUUAAACAAGUUUUGGCCAACUGGUCUCAAGAAGAAAUAGAUCUCAACAAAAUAAACCCCAAAUGCAAGAAGUACAGCAUGAAACAUUAUGUCUUUUUCCAGCAGACAGAAAUUUUGGAAAAACGCUUAGCGACGAUUUUAGUUAAGGCAUUUGAAGACUGUUGCAAUAUUGAGCAAGUUAUGAAGUUGGUAAUAAUGUUUCGAGAUUUUCUUCAAAGGACGAUUAUUCGAAACGAACUUCAAGUAACCAUUUCAGGGACUUUGAAAAUUUUGAAUGAAGAACUGGAAAGCUUGCUCCUGAGCGCAAAUGAAGUUGAAACACCUCAAAAAAUCAAUUUCUCUUCAUUGCCAUCCACUCUAAUGUGGAUCCAUCAAGUUGAACAACGGGCCGAAGCACUAUGCAGUGAUGUUUUUGAAAAUACUUUGUUCAUCGAUGGUAAUAACGAGUAUGAAGAAAUUAAGAAAAAACGAAAUGCUUUGUUGGAAAACUUUAAAACUCUUUAUUCAGAGGCAUGGGAAAGUUGGAUUGAAUCAAUAGACGACCAAAUUGAAAGCUCUUUAAAUGAGCCUAUAUUUCGAUGGCAGAUUGAGGACGAUCAAUCCAGACGUCGACUGUCAGCAAACCUUCCCAAUACAAUUUUUACAACAACCAAAGAUUUGAAAUACUUGAUUAGCACCGGGGUCGAUGUGGAUUUGCUAACACCGAAGAGCUUGGAACUUUAUAGUUUGCGAGAGGAGAUGUGGAAAAGGAAGAAUAUUCUUUUGCAAAUUGAAGACUCUUACAAUGAGAUAAAUGAUUCUUCUAAGCCCUGUGAAUUUGAUUUGAUAUUUUAUGAAAUUGUUAAUAUCAAUGAUCUCAUUGACUUGUCUUGUGCAACUAUAAUCUGGAAAUCUUAUGACUCUGGACUUGUCAAUGAAAUUUUGGAAAAAGUUUCAUCACUUCACGGGAGAUUUUUUCGUACUCAAUAUAAUUUAGAAGAAUUAUUUAAGGUCAUAAGUAACUGCUGCACUGAACCUUUGCACCAACAUUCUUCAUUUGGGAAAAGUACAUUGAAUUUACAACUUCAAAAGGAAAGAUUACACUUGCGCAAAAAACGUUGCAACGAAAGUAAACUAAUUGUUGAUGAGCUAGUACGAGAAAACUUUAGUCUUUUUUACAACAGCUCCAAGGAAUAUACUGAAAAUGAGGUCUCAAAGUUUGACACAAAAAAUGAAAACUAUCUUCGAUUUAUUAAUGAUUUGAUAAAAGUUCAAAUUUACGAUUCAAUAAAACAAAGCUUAGACUAUUUGAAUUUAGAGAUGACAUCUAAAGAUUCGGAAAUUGAAAGAAACCCAAUUUUUGAAGUUAAAUUAGAACUUAUAGAUGAAACUAUUGCCUUUAAACCACCUCUGGAUUCAACUUCAGAUGAAAGUGUUGAAAUAAUGGUAAACAAUUUAAUAGAUAACAUUUUUGAUGCAGCUUCGAGUGUACCAACAUUAUUUGAUGAAAAAAUUGAUUAUACACAAAACAUUGAACUUGAAAAAUGUGUGAAGGAUAUUCUCAACAAAACUUCAAUGACAAUUGAAGAAGCAAAGAAAUUUGCUGAGAAAUUUGAAAGCAUGGAAUUUUUAUGGACUGAGUCAAUGACAAAGGUUUUGCAAACUAUAAAGGUUGAAAUAUGUGGCAACUCUUCAAACAUUAAUGGUUUUUUAAUUCUUGAAGCUUUCAAAAAAGAGAUUGACCGUUACAAUGACCUCUACGAGGAUAUUGAGCAUUUCGAAAACUAUCAUGUAAUCAACGGCUGGUUGGCAAUUGACGUUAAUCCGCUUAAACAUGCUCUGCUAAAUCACGCUUGCAAAUGGGCUAAUUCAUUCAAACAAUGGUUGCUGCAAUAUGUCCUGGACACUCUAGAGGAGCUUGAGGGAUUUAUCAUUUCUGGUAUAAAGGCAUUAUCGCUUGAUAUCAAAUUGGAGGAUUUCCGUUCUCUAUUAGAGGUUUUGGCAAUUAAGUUCGAAAUCAAGGAACGAGAAUGCUUAGCCAACAAUAUAUUUAAACCGCUUAGGGAUAUAAUAGCACUGCUGAAGUCCUACAACACAGAUUUUGAUCCUGGCUUGCUGAAAGACAUCGACCAUUUGCCAAUCAAAUGGAAGACUCUAAAGGACACUGCCGAGACUAAAAUUGACGGCUUAGCGGAAAUCAAAGAAUACCAACAGAAUGCCAUUCGGGGUAUUGUGGAAAUUUUUAACAGCCAAGUAAAUAGCUUUUAUGAGUCUUUUCUGAUGAUAAAGUUUUUUUCGGUUCCAUGUGAUGGAGUGUAUUCUCUGUGCGAUGCUGUGUAUAGACGGUUGGUUGGAUUUAAAAAGUCUCGAAAGAGGAUUUUGCAUUGUGCGAGGCUUUUAGAAAUACCAACUUCUGAUGGCACAAAACUCGUUCUAUGCGAAGCUGAAGUAAAAAGGGUUAAACAACUGUGGGAUUUUGUGCAUGUCAUUCAGUCUUGUAUUAUUGAUUGGAAAUCAACACCAUGGUGCCAAAUCGACACCGACGAUGUAGAAAAUGAAUGCAAGAAAUUCACCAGAGAACUAAGGACGCUGGAUAAGGGGGUUCGAACAUGGAAACCGUACGAAUAUAUCGUCUCUGUAUUGAAGGAUUUAGUUUCGUCAUUACGUGUAAUCACCGAACUUCAAAACCCAGCAAUAACGGAAAGACAUUGGAUGGAAUUGAUGACAUGUACAAGAAUGCAAUUUCACUGCGACAAAACAACGACAUUAAGCGACUUGCUCUACUUGGGUUUGCACAGAUUCGAUGAGGAAGUCAAAAGUACAGUUGACAAGGCCAUUAAGGAAAUAACAGUUACCAAAGCUCUGGAAGAAAUCAAAACAACUUGGGCCCAGAUGAAAUUCAACAGUGAAAUACACAAGCCAAGGCAGCUCCAACUACUCCGAGUCUCCGAGGAGUUAAUCGAAACUUUGGAUGAUAAUCAAAUGCAACUGCAAAACAUAUCCACAUCCAAGCACAUUGACUAUUUGCUUCCCAAACUUAAUCACUGGCAAGAGAUUCUAUCGAAUGUGGAUUUGGUCAUAACGCGCUGGUUCGAUGUGCAAAGAAAAUGGAUUUAUUUGGAAAGUAUUUUCAUUGGCUCCGAGGACAUUCGAACACAAUUGCCCGAUGAUGCGGAACGCUUCGAGGCGAUUGACUCUGAAUUCAUUCGUCUUCUCAAGGAGGUCGAGACAAUUAAGUUGGUUGUUCGGGUAGCAGAAAAUAAACACAUUUACACUCUUCUGGGAGAAUUGGAACUAAAGUUGGGUAUUUGUGAGAAGGCACUGUGCGAUUACUUGGAAACAAAGCGUUUGGCUUUUCCUCGAUUCUAUUUUAUAUCAUCGACGGAUCUCCUUGAUAUACUGUCAAAUGGAAAUUCUCCCAGAGUUGUAUGUCGUCACCUGAUAAAACUUUUCGACUCUGUUCUACUUCUUGAGUUCUUGCAUGACCAAUCGAAUAGCGCUAUAGGUUUCCAUUCCAAGGAGAAUGAUGAGUAUGUUGAUUUCACCGGAGACGUAGUGGAAUGCACAGGACAGGUUGAAAGUUGGCUUAAUGAAAUCACCAAGCGAAUGAAGAGUACUUUGCAUUUAUUGUUCAAAAACGCCCUCAAGGAAAUCGCUUACAGAUCUACCGAAAAUUGGCUGUUGGAUUGGCCUGCACAAGUUGCACUUUGCUGCAGUCAGAUUUGUUGGACAUCUGCAGUUAACAAUGCAUUUGGAUGGAUGGAAGAAGGUUAUGAAAGUGCAAUGAAAGAUCUUCAGAAACAUCAGAUUGCUCAGUUAAAUGCUCUUAUCAAUUUACUUUUGCGUGAACUUAAGCCAGGGGAUCGACAGAAAAUUAUGACCAUUUGUACGAUUGAUGUGCAUAAUCGAGAUGUUGUUUUAAAAAUAAUUCAACAGAAGGUUGAAAAUGCUUUGGCAUUUCAAUGGCAAAGCCAACUUCGGCAUCGGUGGGACGACAGUGUCGACAACUGUUUUGCGAACAUAUGUGACGCUGAGUUUCAAUAUGAUUUCGAAUACCUUGGAAAUACUUCGCGUUUGGUAAUAACGCCACUCACAGAUCGCUGCUAUAUUACACUCACACAAUCAUUGCAUCUGGUAAUGGGUGGUGCACCUGCCGGCCCAGCUGGAACUGGAAAAACCGAAACCACAAAGGAUCUGGGUCGGGCAUUGGGAGUGAUGGUGUACGUUUUCAACUGUUCUGAACAAAUGGACUACAAGUCCUGUGGAAAUAUUUAUAAAGGACUGUCACAGACCGGUGCAUGGGGAUGCUUUGACGAAUUCAACCGGAUAUCAGUGGAAGUUUUAUCCGUGGUUGCAGUGCAGGUGAAAACCAUUCAAGAAGCAAUAAAGAUGAAGAAGACACAAUUUGCCUUCAUGGGCGAGAGUAUAUCCCUGGUCAGCACUGUGGGUAUCUUCAUCACCAUGAAUCCAGGCUAUGCCGGACGUACCGAACUCCCAGAGAACUUAAAAAUGUUGUUCCGUCCGUGUGCAAUGAUUGUACCGGAUUUUGCACUUAUAUGCGAAAUAAUGCUUGUAGCCGAAGGAUUCCAGGACGCACGAUUGUUGGCGAGAAAAUUUAUAACCUUGUACACUUUGUGUCGCGAAUUGUUGUCACAACAAGAUCACUACGAUUGGGGUUUGAGAGCCAUUAAAUCGGUGUUAGUGGUCGCGGGAGGACUGAAGCGAGAGGACCAUACGCGCCCUGAGGAUCAAGUGCUAAUGAGAGCGCUGCGGGACUUUAAUAUACCAAAAAUUGUAACGCAGGAUGUUUCGAUAUUUAUGGGCUUAAUAGGAGAUUUGUUUCCUGCAAUUGAAGUUCCCCGUAAAAGAUUAUUUGACUUUGAGAGAGCUGUUCGCAAAGCAGCGCAUGAAUUAAAACUACAACCUCAGGAAAGUUUUCUUAUGAAGGUGGUUCAGCUCCAGGAAUUGCUGAAUGUGAGGCACUCUGUGUUUGUGGUUGGUGACGCUGGAACGGGGAAGACUAAAAUUUGGCAAACUCUUUUGCAAACGUAUAUUAUUCAAAAAAUUAAGCCGCUUUGCAGCGUUCUCAAUCCAAAGGCGAUGUCAAGUGAUGAGCUUUUUGGUGUUGUUAAUCCUACGACAAGAGAGUGGAAGGAUGGUUUAUUUUCGUCGAUAAUGCGAGAUCAAGCAAAUAUUAAAGGAGAUCAAGUGAACAGCCCCAAAUGGAUUGUUUUAGAUGGCGAUAUUGAUCCAAUGUGGAUUGAGAGCUUGAAUACAUUGAUGGAUGAUAACAAGGUCCUAACAUUGGCGAGUAAUGAACGAAUUGUCUUGUCAAAGGAGAUGCGAUUAUUGUUCGAGGUAGGUCACCUUAAGGCUGCUACACCUGCAACUGUAUCGCGGGCUGGAGUACUGUAUAUAAAUCCUCAGGACUUGGGAUGGUUUCCUUAUGUGUCAUCGUGGCUGGAAACUCGCCCGGAUAUCGUUGAACGCGGUCUAUUAACCCGUUUUUUUGAAAAAUACUUCCCCAGUAUGGUAAACCGAAGCCAAGAGUUCCGAAAGACAACCCCAAUCACCGAUAUGGCAAUGAUCCAAAUGACCUGCCACCUAAUAGAGAGUCUAUUGGAUAGCAAUCAAAGAAUUGAGGCUGAGUCUAUGGAAACCACCUUGGAGAUUAUUUUCGCAUUCGCUGCAAUUUGGGGAUUCGGCUCAGCACUAUGCAAGGAUAACAUAAUAGAUUGGCAUCGGGAAUUCCACAAAUGGUGGACGAGUGAAUUCAAGGACAUUAAAUUCCCAUCGCAUGGCACCAUCUUUGACUACUUCCCAGAUAAUUUAACUCAAAAGUUCCAUCGUUGGGAGACACAAAUUGAGGAAAUUAAAGUUCAGCCAGACGUUCCCUUGCAGAAUAUACUGGUGCCAACAGCUGAUACCAUUCGUUUGGAAUAUUUCCUGAAGCUGUUAAUAAAGCGUAACCUUCCAAUAUUGCUUGUCGGUACAUCUGGCUGUGGCAAGGGUGCCAUUCUAAGGGACAUUUUCAAUACGACAACUUCAGAAUGGCAAACUUCACACCCAGAACGAAUCUUACAAACAACACAUUUCAACUUUUACACUACUUCGGAAAUGUUUCAAAAGGUCCUCGACAAACCACUCGAAAAGAAGUCUGGUAGAUGUUAUGGCCCAAAUGCAAACAAACACUUGAUUUACUAUAUAAACGACCUGAAUAUGCCGGAAGUUGAUGCAUACGGUACUGUUCAACCCCACACAAUUAUACGGCAGUUUAUGGACUACCGGCAGUGGUAUGACCGCAGUCGGCUUGCCUUGAAGGACAUUCGGAAUUGCCAAUUUGUUGCCUCCAUGAAUCCCACAGCUGGCUCCUUUACCAUUGAUCCCAGGCUCCAACGCCAUUUCUGUGUGUUCUCUGUGCAUACACCAAAUGAGGCAGCCCUAAAUAGAAUUUACUCGACCAUCUUCAGUCAUCAUCUCGACAACCCUCUUAAUGGAUUCUCCAAAGAAAUUAGAUCGCUCUGCUCACUCUUAGUUAACGUGAGCGUGUGUUUGCAAUGUCGUGUGGAGAAUGCCUUCCUCCCAACCGCAUUAAAGUUUCACUACAUCUUUAACUUACAGGACAUGACCAACAUCUACCAGGGACUAAUGAACUGUUCCGGAGCCACCUGCACAAAACCAAUUGAAUUAGUGCGUCUCUAUGUGCAUGAAGCUUUUCGCGUAUACCAAGACAGACUUGUGGACCAGCAUGACAUAAAGGCUUUUGAUGUCAUCAUCAGGGACGUUCUCAAGAAGAAUUUUGAAGAUUUCGAUGAGGAGUUUGUGUUUGCACAGCCUCUAAUUUAUAGUCAUUUUGGACAGUCUUUGGUGGAUCAAAAAUAUCUGCCAAUUCCUACUUGGGAUGCUCUCUAUCAAUUACUCAACGAAGCUCAGGCGAGUUAUAACGAGUCGGUGGGCUAUAUGAAUCUCGUCAUGUUUGAGGAUGCUAUGCUGCAUGUUUGCAGAAUCAACAGAAUCCUUGAAAACGCAGGCAAUGCACUUCUCAUUGGUGUUGGUGGCUCUGGCAAACAAACUCUUGCUCGUCUUGCAUCCUUUAUAUCCUCACUCACUGUGUUUCAAAUGCAAAUGAAACGAGGAUAUUGUCUACAGGAUAUGAAGGAAGAUAUUGCUAGUCUUUAUAUUAAAGUUGGUCUUAAGAAUGUCAUGUCUGUGUUUUUACUAUCUGACGCUCAGAUACCCAAUGAAUCGCUAUUGACACUGUGUAAUGAUAUGCUUGCGUCCGGAGACAUUCCCCAACUGUUUAGUGAGGACCAAGUUGAAAUGAUAUACAAUGGAAUACGCAAUGAAGUAAAACAAAGUGGACAGAUAGACACGAAGGAUAAUUGUUGGCGGUUUUUCAUCAAUAAAGUUCGACGGAUGCUUAAAAUUGUUCUUAGUUUUUCUCCUGUUGGACCGACAUUACGAAUAAGAGUCAGGAAAUUUCGAGCUAUUGUUAGUAGGACUAGCAUUGAUUGGUUUCAUGAGUGGCCAAACACAGCCUUGCAGUCGGUAUCAAAGAAGUUUCUAUCAGAAAUCGAUAUGGUUUUGCCGGCAAACAUUGUUGCGCCAGUUGGAAGCUUUAUGGCAUAUGUUCAUGAAACAGUCAAUCACAUAUCAAAAAUGUAUCUACAGAAUGAAAAACGUUUUAAUUACACGACACCGAAAACAUUUUUAGAGUACAUUUUCUUAUAUCGCAAGCUAAUGUUGGAAAAAAAUACUGAACAUUGCUGCCGCAUCAAAAGGCUUGAAAGUGGAAUGUCAAAGCUAGCAGAAUGUGCUCGACAAGUUGAUACAUUGAAGAAUCAACUCGCAAUUCAGGAGGUACAAUUGAACUUAAAAAAUGAGGCAGCCGAUAAACUCAUUGUUAUCAUAACUGACGAAAGUACUAAAGUUCAAAGAGAAAAACUCAUAGCAUCCGAAGAAGAAAAACGUGUUCGAAUAAUUGAGGAGGAUGUUUCAAUCAAAACUCAAAUGUUCGAAGAAGAUUUGCGUAAAGCUGAACCAGCUCUAGUGGCAGCACAGGCUGCUUUGAAUACACUCAACAAAAACAAUAUAACCGAGUUGAAGUCAUUUGGUUCACCUCCAAAAGCUGUCGUCAAUGUAUGUGCAGCAGUAAUGGUACUUCUAGCUGUGAAUGGACGAAUACCACGCGAUCGUAGCUGGAAAUCAGCAAAGCUGAUGAUGGCUCGUGUAGAUCAAUUCUUGAAUGAUUUGGUAAAUUAUGACCGAGAUAAUAUACACCCUAAUAUUAUUGAGACCUUACAAGAAUAUUUAAGGGAUCCGGAAUUUAAUCCGGAUAAGGUUGUUCAAAAAUCAGUUGCAGCUGCAGGACUUUGUGCUUGGGUUAUAAAUUUACAUCGAUACCAUCAAGUUUUUCUUAUUGUUGGCCCUAAGCAGAAGGCUCUGCAAGAUUCUCAAGAUGAACUUAAAUCAGCUAGAGAACGUCUUAAGUAUUUGAAAACUAAAAUUUCAAAUCUGGAAGAGAAACUACACGAAAUUCAGUGUGAAUUUGAAGAGGCCAUAGCUCAAAAGCAAAAGUGUCAGCAAGAAGCUGAUAGAACAGCUUUUACAAUUGAUUUGGCACGUAGACUUGUCAACGGUCUAGCUAGUGAAAAUGUGCGCUGGAAGGAAUCUGUUUUCAGUCUCAAGGAGAAAAUUGAAGCUCUUCCAGGAGACAUUCUUCUUAUAUCUUCAUUUCUUUCGUAUGUUGGGAGUUUUACCCGAAGGUAUAGACUUGAGCUACGCGAACAAAUGUGGAUGCCUCAUUUCAAAAGUAUUUUGCCAAAAAUACCACAUUCAGAAAAUGCUGACUUCUUCACAUCUUUACACGAUGAAGCUCGUAUUGCUAUUUGGAAUAAUCAAGGAUUGCCAAUGGAUCAAAUGUCAACUGAAAAUGCAACAAUAUUAACAUACUCAAGUAGAUGGCCUCUAAUGAUUGAUCCCCAAUUACAAGGUGUCAAAUGGAUUAAGAAUACAUUUGCUGGUAAACUUGUUGUCAUUCGAUUGAAUCAGAAAGGUUAUUUAGAAACCUUAGAACGAUCAAUUUCUACUGGAGACACAGUUCUUAUUGAGCAAAUUGAAGAAACAAUCGAUACAGUCCUUGAACCAUUGUUAAAUCGUGCUUUCAUCAAAAAAGGACGUUACAUAAAAAUUGGAGAUAAAGAACUUGACUUUAAUACAAAUUUCCGUUUAAUUUUGCAAACAAAAUUAGCGAAUCCCCAUUACAAACCUGAACUUCAAGCUCAGAUGACUUUGAUUAAUUUCACUGUCACCCAAGAUGGACUUGAAGAACAACUCCUUGCCGAGGUUGUUCGAAUAGAACGUCCAGAUUUAGAGGAAAUGAAAAUUGAAGUAACCAUCCAGCAAAACAAAUUUAAAAUAUCUCUUAAGGACUUGGAGGAUGAACUUCUAGCAAGACUUGCAUCCUCCGGUGAAAAUGUACUCGAAGAUCAUGCAUUAGUUCUAAAUCUCGAAAAUACCAAAAACACGGUCGACGAAAUCGAAAUAAAAGUAGCAGAAGCAAAUAUUACAACUCUUCAGGUAGAUAAAACACGAAACAUCUACCGUGAAGCAGCUCAAAGAGCUUCAAUAUUAUUUUUUGUCCUAAGUGACCUCAACAAAAUAAACCCUAUGUAUAAGUUUUCUUUGAAAACCUUUAUGGUUGUCUUUCGACGAGCAAUAGCAUUGGCACCAACUUAUCAGAAAAGCUUAGAGAAACGCGUUGCUUCACUUGUAGAUUCUAUAACAUAUGAAUGUUUCAGAUACACAAUGAGGGGACUGUUUGAACGGGAUAAGCUUAUUUUCACGUUUCACAUGAUAAUUCGCAUAAUGCUUCAUUCAAAAUCAAUUACCAAGGACGAAAUAGAUUUUUUGCUCAGAUAUCCACAUGAUCCUAAUGCCAUUUCGCCAGUUGAUUUUCUUAGCCGGGCAGCUUGGGGUGGUAUUCGACAUCUUGCAUCAAUGGAACAUUUUUAUGGCAUAGACAAGGACAUUGAAAACUAUCCAAAACGUUGGAAAAAGUUUCUUGAAACCAAUGUUCCCGAACGAGAAACCUUCCCAGGUGAAUGGAAACACAGAAGUCCGCUACAAAAGCUUUGCAUUAUACGCGCUCUUCGGCCAGAUCGUUUGACUUAUUCUAUGAGACACUUUGUUGAAAAAACCAUGGGUGAGAAAUAUUCGAAUGUUAAAGUUGUUCAGUUUUAUGAAACUUUUCAAGAAGUCUCACCUACAAUACCUCUGCUCUUCAUAUUGUCAUCGGGUGUUGAUCCCAUGCAAAACGUUGAGAAACUUGGAAUUCAACUAAAAUUUUCAGUAGAAGAGGGAAAUCUCUACAACAUAUCCCUCGGACAAGGCCAAGAGAUUGCAGCUGAGAAAGCUAUUGAAAUUGCUCUGAAACUUGGUCAAUGGGUUAUCCUGCAAAACAUUCAUCUGGUAGUUAAUUGGCUACCAAAACUUGACAAGAUUAUUGAAAACAUUGACGAAAGUGUGCAUCCAGACUUCAGGCUCUUCAUAAGUGCUGAACCGGCUCUUGAUCCGCAAUACCAUAUAAUUCCCCAAGGAGUGCUUGAAUCAUCAACAAAAAUAGUUAAUGAGCCACCGACAGGCAUGGCUUCAAAUCUUCACAAGGCUUGGGACAAUUUCAAUCAAGAGUUUCUGGAGAAAUGUACACAAGAAGCCGAAUUUAAGUCUAUUCUCUUUACACUGUGUUAUUUUCACUCUGUCGUUGGAGAACGAAGGAAAUUUGGGCCUUUGGGAUGGAACAAGGUUUAUCCUUUUAACAUUGGUGACCUUAAUAUAAGUGCUUAUGUUCUGUACAACUAUUUAGAGGGUAGCAAUCGAAUACCCUGGGAAGAUCUUCGAUAUCUCUUUGGCGAAAUAAUGUAUGGAGGGCAUAUAACAGACGAUUGGGAUCGUAGACUAUGUCAGACAUAUUUGGAAGAGCUAUUGAGACAAGACCUCAUUGACGGGGAAUUUGAACUUUGCCCAGGUUUUCCAUCGCCUCCCAAUAUGGAUUUUAAUGGUUAUCACACGUAUAUCAAUGAAAUAUUGCCGAAUGAGUCCCCCGUGCUUUAUGGCCUCCAUCCCAAUGCCGAAAUAAGUUUUCUUACAACCGCUUCGGAGACCCUUCUGACAUCGAUUUUUGAACUACAGCCCCGUGAGUCUGAAUUAAACUCAAGCUACGAAGCCCCGAGAGAAGAGUUGGUCAAAAUUGCAAUCGACGAUUUCUUAGACAAAUUACAGGACGAGUUCAAUUUAAAUAGCCUUCUUAAUCGAAUCGAAAAGAAAACUCCAUUUGUAGUAGUUGCCUUGCAGGAAUGCGAACGAACAAAUACACUCAUAAGGGAGAUUAAGAGAUCUCUUCGAGAGCUUUUACUUGGUCUCAAGGGAGAAUUAACAAUCACUGCGGAAAUGGAAAAAUUGCAUAAUGCCAUCUUCUACAAUUACUUACCAAACAGUUGGACAAGAUUAGCAUACCCGAGUAUGAUGGGCCUGCAGGGAUGGUUUGCAGAUCUGAUCCAUCGCAUUAAAGAGUUAGCAAUCUGGCUUAACGAUUUUAAGCUGCCAUGUGUCAUUUGGUUAGGUGGCCUUUUUAAUCCGCAAAGCUUUCUAACAGCAAUUAUGCAGGAAUCAGCGAGGAAGCAUGAUUUACCCCUCGACCGAAUGUGCCUAAGCUGCGAUGUCACCAAAAAGGAUAAAGAAGAUAUAAACUUACCCCCAAUGGAAGGAGCAUUUGUGCAUUCCCUUUACUUGGAUGGGGCCAGUUGGGAUUGUAACUUAAAAACUCUUGUGAAUCUGCGUUCGAAGGAAAUUAUUUGCACUAUGCCGGUCAUCUACAUAAAAUCAAUAGUUCAAGAGAAGCAAGAUGUUAUUAGGCGAAUUUAUGAGUGUCCACUUUAUAAAACAAGAUCACGAGGGUCUACCUAUGUGUGGACAUUCAACCUCAGUACUAAGGAGAAACCAUCUAAAUGGAUCUUAGGAGGGGUGGCCUUGAUUUUGCAGUGCUGAAAUGGCAGAUUUAAACUACAUAAAUAUUAAUAGGAUAAAUAAUAUAAA
Messenger RNA from Episyrphus balteatus (marmalade hoverfly), 14052 nucleotides. RefSeq names its product dynein beta chain, ciliary. Gene Ontology annotation, molecular function: ATP binding; minus-end-directed microtubule motor activity; dynein intermediate chain binding. The transcript is spliced from 31 exons. Gene Ontology annotation, biological process: microtubule-based movement. The record is from RefSeq and is a predicted model, not a curated record. The coding region runs from base 361 to 14004 and encodes 4547 amino acids. Gene Ontology annotation, cellular component: dynein complex. Lineage: Eukaryota; Metazoa; Arthropoda; Insecta; Diptera; Syrphidae.